GGCGUCCUCUUCCAGCGAGAGAAGCGUUUCCCGUGAGCCCGCGGGCGCGCGGGGACUACGACUCCCGGCAUGCUCCGAGGCCGCUGGGAUUAACCCUUCAGGGCCGGAGGCAGCCCUGUGCCCCGCCUCCGCCCCUUACCUGGAUCCUGCAGGAGAUGGGUGCCCCCAUCGGCACACUGUCCUUUGGCCACCGGACAUCAUGCCUCCCAAGAAGGAUGUUCCUGUGAAGAAACCAGCGGGGCCCCCUAUCUCCAAGCCUGCUGCCAAGCCAGCCGCCGCAGGGGCCUUUCCAGCCAAGACCAAGGCUGAACCAGCGGCGGCUGUCCCUCCAGCCCCUGAGAAAACCCGGGAUCCCCCUAUCGAUCUCUCCAAAGUGGUGAUCGAGUUUAACAAGGACCAGCUGGAGGAGUUCAAGGAGGCCUUUGAGCUGUUCGACCGAGUAGGGGAUGGCAAGAUCCUGUACAGCCAGUGUGGGGAUGUGAUGAGGGCCCUGGGCCAGAACCCCACCAACGCCGAGGUGCUCAAGGUUCUGGGGAACCCCAAGAGUGACGAGCUGAAGUCUCGGCGUGUGGACUUUGAGACUUUCCUGCCCAUGCUCCAGGCAGUGGCCAAGAACCGGGACCAAGGCACAUAUGAGGACUACCUGGAGGGGCUUCGAGUGUUUGACAAAGAGGGGAACGGCAAAGUCAUGGGAGCAGAGCUGAGACAUGUCCUCACCACCCUGGGAGAGAAGAUGACUGAAGAGGAGGUGGAGACAGUUCUAGCAGGACAUGAGGACAGCAAUGGCUGCAUCAACUAUGAAGCCUUCCUGAAGCACAUCCUAAGCGUCUGAGCGCUACAGAUGCAGUGGGGUCGGACACUGGGUCUCCGGCAGGCGGAAGCACGUUCCUACCACUAGGAGGCCACCUAUUGUUUCAAAAUAAAGAGACGAUUCCUCACUUGG
Molecule: messenger RNA, 943 nt
Organism: Rhinolophus ferrumequinum (greater horseshoe bat)
Lineage: Eukaryota; Metazoa; Chordata; Mammalia; Chiroptera; Rhinolophidae
Gene: MYL6B
Product: myosin light chain 6B
Exons: 8
Coding region: 200-832 (210 amino acids)
Cellular component (GO): myosin II complex
Molecular function (GO): structural constituent of muscle; calcium ion binding
Source: RefSeq, a predicted model, not a curated record